Molecule: messenger RNA, 2696 nt
Organism: Vigna umbellata (rice bean)
Lineage: Eukaryota; Viridiplantae; Streptophyta; Magnoliopsida; Fabales; Fabaceae
Source: RefSeq, a predicted model, not a curated record
AUGUCUAAAAUACAGGCACAACUUGCAAGCAUGAAAGGACAUCUAACACGUGAAAACGUUAACUAUUGUCUCAACCAUUUAUCGAGUUUNAUUGUAUCUGUUGAUUGUAGGAAUACUGGCGAAACUUUGCGCACACUCAGGUUUGGACAGCGAGUAAGAACCAUUAGAAAUGAACCUGUUAUCAAUGAGAUAAAGGAGGAUGAUGUUAAUGAUUUAAGUGAUCAAAUCCGGCAACUGAAGGAAGAACUUAUUAGAGCAAAGGCUGAGGUUCGUUGCUCCGAUGGGAUUAAAAAUGGAUACUUCCAAGGACGUAAUGUACGGGACAGUCUCAAUCAGCUGCGUGUCAGCUUAAACCGCUCUAUACUCCUACCCUGUAUUGACAAAGACACUGAUGAAGAGGUGAAUGUGGACGAGGAAGACAUAAGGCAGUUACGCCAGCAGAUUGAUGAAUUGUAUCAUUCAUGUGAAGGGAAUCCUAAAAACAUAUCUGUCAGUGAAGAUAGUGUCCAAUUUUAUUCUGUUGCAGAAAUUUGUGAUGCAGAUAUGACCAGUGGUGAUGAAAUUGAAAUAGAGGAGGAAGGAUGUUUUGAAGACACACUGUGUAAGCCUUGUCCCGAGGAAAGUGAGGGAUCAACUACCAUCUUGUAUACUUCAGCUGAUGACUUUGCAAGUACAGCUAAUGCCUGGUCAAUUAAAUCUACUUUCAGAGAUAGCAUUUCAGUUAGCUCAUGUGGCCGAUCUCCAAUACUUGAGGAACCAACGUUGUCCGAGUCUCCAAAAAUAAAAAAUGUCCAGAGGAAAAGUAUGGCUUAUACAUCAAGUUGUCUGGGAAGUUGGAACAAUGUGGCAGAGGAGAAUUUGAGUUCAAGUAAAGAGGGUGAGAAGAUGCGAUUGUCGCUACGAUCAAGCAAGGUUUUUGCAGGUCCUACAGAAUCCUUGGCCGCAAGCCUUCAAAGGGGAUUGCAGAUAAUUGAUUAUCAUCAGCGAAACUCAACAUUGAACAAAUCUUCAGCUUCCUUCUCUUUUGAUCACUUAACCUUGAGACCUUGUUCAGAAAUAGACAAGGACGAUUCUGGUGAUCAAAUAACGCAACAGAAGAAAUAUUCUGUCGACGAAAGUACUGCCACCUUGCUUUGUGAACCUUGCCGUAAGAGAAUAUGCAAUCAGGAUACUACUGAGGUUCAAGGAAACGUAAAAUCAAGGAUUGAAACUGAAGCAGAAAAUCCAGAUGGACUGACAGAUAAAGUUUCAGAAGAUUCCCAGAGUAUAAUGGAAAAAGCGAUCACAAGAGAAAAGGAGCUAGAGAAUGUUUGCAAGGAGCAAGCUGCUAGAAUUGAAGAACUAAAUCAAUUGGUGGAGAAAUUGAAAGGAGAAAAAGAACUAAAAUCUUCCAUCAUUGUGUAUGAUCCUGAGAGAAACAAACAGGCUAGACAUGAAGAUAGUAACUUGUUGAAUGAUGAAGACAGGCUUCCAAGAGGCACUUCAUUAGACAAAUAUUUACCAGAUGUUGUAGAGGAAAAAUGUGAAAUUAAGGAAGUAAAGGAAGUACAGGAAGUAGUAACUAAUGGAGACAGCUCUUUUGAUGCAGCUGAGAAGGAAGAACUUCUCAAGGAGAUUCAAAAUCUAAGAAGCAAGCUGCAAAUAUGUAGCGAUGCACCGGUUAGAAAGUCCACCGACAAACUAAGAUCGUCAUUAUCUUUAAUGUCAAGAUCCAUUCAACAGCGAAAAAGUGCUGUAUUUUCUCAAGAUAAUAACGGAGAUGAGCUAGAGAAAGAGAGACAGAGAUGGACAGAAAUGGAAAGUGAGUGGAUUUGUUUGACUGAUGAACUAAGAGUUGAUCUCGAGUCCAACCGUCAGCGGGCGGAGAGAGUGGAGAUGGAACUGAGUUUAGAGAAAAAGUGCACUGAAGAGUUAGACGAUGCACUAAAAAGAGCAGUUCUUGGACAUGCCAGAAUGGUGGAACACUAUGCCGACCUGCAAGAAAAAUAUAACGAUUUAGUUGCAAAGCACAAUGCCAUAAUGGAAGGCAUAGCAGAGGUGAAGAGAGCAGCGGCCAAGGCUGGAAAGAAGGGUCGUGCUCGCUUUGCCAAAUCUCUUGCUGCUGAGCUUUCUGCAUUGAGGGUGGAGAGAGAAAGGGAAGCAAAAUUCUUAAAAAAGGAGAACAUGAAUCUCAAGAUUCAACUUAAAGAAACUGCAGAAGCUGUUCAUGCUGCUGGUGAACUACUUGUCAGACUAAGAGAAGCUGAGCAUGCAGCUUCUAUUGCAGAGGAGAAUUCAACAAAGGUGCAACAAGAUAAUGAAAAGCUAAAAAAGCAAAUGGACAAGCUGAAAAGAAAACAUAAGAUGGAGAUGAUUACCAUGAAGCAGUACCUUGCAGAGAGCAAAUUACCAGAGUCCGCACUGCAGCCACUAUUUAGAGAGGAUUCUGAUGUGGUUCAAGACAAUGCAACUUCCCGUGAGGAUCAGGCAUGGAGAGUAGAGUUUGGAGCAAUCUAUCAACAGCACUAUUAAUUCCACAUUUCUUGGAUUAACAAUUGAUGAUGACUUGCUUUGUCUGGCAUCAGAUCCUUCUUGGAUCAAUAAGUCUAUUCUUAUAUUUCUUGUACUGUUUUAAAAUUCAUUAUUUUUUCUGUCUGCUUGUACUGACAGUAGGUGAGUAGCAACAUUUGAAUGGUUUAAUUGAUAUGUUUGAAUUA